UCAAAAACUAUAAAAGAGACACCACUUGCGCAUUUUGGAACUUUCUACCAUCAUAAUACGGAAGCCCGCUUAUCAUAUGCGCUACCGGUGCAUCUUAGAGUACGCCACCAGAUUGUUGAUCUUAACUGUUCCGGUGACGAUGUCCGAUCAAAAUCCUAAAUCAAUUUUCCCGGCGAUGAAUCUGCACAAGGAGAUGGCGAGCAUUAAGCGAAUGCCUGAGGCUAUUUGGAGUUCAAUUCAGUCAGGCUUUAUCUUCUAAGAUUUCGCAGUCUCGAUGCUGGUGCCACCAAGGUAUAUGUUUCUAUAGGCAGUGGGACCUGCUAUGUUAAGGUGGAGGACAUGGGAUCUGGUGUUUCACGAUAUGGACUGGUGCUGAUAGGAGAAAUAUGCGCUAAUCUUUUUGCAAAGUGUUGUACUCAAGUUGAGCUGGAACAUACACAUUGGCGCAUAGGACUUUUAGCCUAGUUUAUGGAGACAAUAUAUGCGCCUCUUUCUUUCAUCUUCUGUUAUGUUUCCUUUUUGUCUGGCCAUUCUAACUAUGGUGUCGUAUGCUUCCUUUUACACCAGCGACAUCAAAAUACGGCCAUUCAGAUGAUAUGCAUGCUUUCCCAGCAAGCUUUGGCUUCAAAGGAGAGGCUCUGAGCUAUAUUUCUGACGUUUCUUUAUUGGAAAUUGUUACUAAAACUCACUGGAGGCCAAAUGAAUUUUGUAAGGACGGCAAGUGUUUGUGCCUUGGAGUUGGUACAACAGGAUUUGGUAUCUCACGAGAUGGACUAGUGUUGAUGGGAGGAAGAUAUGCGACAUCAAAAUACUGCCAUUCAUAUGAUAUGCAUGCUUUCCCAGCUAGCUUUGGCCUUAAAGGAGAGGCUCUGAGCUCUACUUCUGAUAUUUCUUUGUUGGAAAUUGUUACUAAAACUCACGGGAGGCCAAAUGGAUAUUGUAAGGUUUUUAAGUCAUUGUUCGUGAUGUAUUUUACAACCAACCAGUUCAAAGGAAGCACAUGCACUCCAAGCCCAAAGAGAGUCCUGCAUUCUAUGAAAGAGUAUCUGCUAAGAAUCACCCUUGUGCAUUCCAAUGUCUCAUACAAUUUUGUUGAUAUUGACAGACGUGCUACUCCUUCUUCGUUGCCGCUAUUGUCCGCUGGGUUUGGGAUUCAUCUGAGUUCCCUUAACAAACUGAAUGCAAGUGAUGGCUCAUUCAAACUCUCAGGAUACAUCUCAGGUUUUGAUGUUUACACAGUGAACAGUAUACAUGACCAAAUUGAUGGAUAGGAGUUGUGAUAAAUAUCAACUCAAGAUUUGCUUCCAAAGGACCAAUACAUAAAUUACUUAAUAACAUAGCAGUGAGUAGCGAAGUCGAUCUCAGAUAUAUCC
Molecule: messenger RNA, 1373 nt
Organism: Solanum dulcamara
Lineage: Eukaryota; Viridiplantae; Streptophyta; Magnoliopsida; Solanales; Solanaceae
Product: DNA mismatch repair protein MLH3-like
Exons: 11
Coding region: 549-1271 (240 amino acids)
Biological process (GO): mismatch repair
Cellular component (GO): mismatch repair complex
Molecular function (GO): ATP hydrolysis activity; ATP-dependent DNA damage sensor activity
Source: RefSeq, a predicted model, not a curated record